Messenger RNA from Hydatigera taeniaeformis, 252 nucleotides. The record is from the annotation of a GenBank genome assembly. Lineage: Eukaryota; Metazoa; Platyhelminthes; Cestoda; Cyclophyllidea; Taeniidae.
AUGCAAAAGAAAUCACGUGGACAGGCGGAGGAGGAAGAGGGCGAGGGCGAGGGUGAGGGCGAGGAAGCGGAAGCGCAAGAGGAGGAAGAAGAAGAUGAGGAUGAACUCGUCGAUAUUUGUGACAGAGCCGUGGAUGAAGUCUUUCCAAGUGGUAAUGUUCCUGAACGGGAUGCAGAAUCCACUGUGUCUUUGGGUAAGCCGAGAUUUGGGGUGGGUUGGAGAAGGUAUAGAUUGAGAUGGUUAACAGGGUGA